AUGGGCACUGUGAGGUGUAUCAUUGCACUUGCAGCCAGCAUGAGAUGGGACAUAUACCAACUAGAUGUGAAUAAUGCCUUUCUUCAUGGUGAUCUCCAUGAAGAAGUUUACAUGAGAAUGCCUGAGGGUAUUCCUAAUCCAGAUAACAAGGUCUGCAGAUUAAAGAAGUCAUUGUAUGGCCUCAAACAGGCAUCUAGACAAUGGUUUGCAAAGCUACAUGGAGAAUUGCAGUAUCAAGGGUUCAUUAAGUCUAAGAAAGAUUACUCUUUGUUCAUUAAGAAGCAUGAUGAUCACAUAACCAUAGCUGCUAUCUAUGUUGAUGAUAUCUUGCUGACAGGCAAUCAUCUUCCUACUAUCAUCACACUUAAAGCUCACUUGGAUGCAGUGUUUAACAUCAAGGAUCUAGGCAUUAUGCACUUCUUUCUUGGUAUAGAAGUUGGCUAUUUACCUGAUGGAGUGGUCCUCACACAGAAGAAAUUUACUAAGUCUUUGUUAUCUGAUUGUGGUUUUGACUUACACAAAUCAGCUGCUACUUCUCUUUCUAUCAACACCAAGUUGUAUGCAGAAGAAGGAGCUCUUUAUGAUGCACCUGAACAUUAUAGAACACUGGUUGGGAAGCUUAAAUUUCUUACUCACACCAGACCAGACUUAUGCUUUGCAGUUCAGCUAUUAAGUCAGUUUAUGCACAUGCCUAGAGUUCCUCAUGUUACUGCUUUGCAUCAUGUUCUUCGAUAUGUGGCACACACUGCAGGACAAGGGAUUGUUCUUCAUGCUGCAGAUUCUCUCACUUUGCAGGCUUUUUCUGAUAGUGAUUGGGCAGCUUGCCCUAACACCAGAAAAUCCAUCACAGGUUAUGUUUUGCUGUUUGGUAACUCUCCUAUUUCUUGGAAAUCUAAGAAGCAAUCUACUGUUUCUAAGAGUUCUUCUGAAGCUGAAUACAGAGCAAUGGCUGCAGCAGCCUCUGAGAUCACUUGGCUAUCAGCCAUCUACAUUGGCAAGAAUCCAGUUUUCCAUGAGCGUACAAAACACAUUGAAAUUGACUGUCACUUCACCAGGGACAAGGUUUUAGAAGGCCUUAUCCAACUAACUUAUUUGCCUACUCACUCUCAACUUGCUGAUGUGUUCACUAAAGCUUUGCCCUCUCCACAGUUUUCAGACUUGCUCUCCAAGCUAGGCUCACCACAACAUACAUACACCUUCUCACACAUGAUAAUCACCCUUGUAACUACUUCAGCUGACGUGGCAAUGCAGCAGCUUGGUUGUUAG
Messenger RNA from Spinacia oleracea (spinach), 1266 nucleotides. RefSeq lists its product as uncharacterized. The record is from RefSeq and is a predicted model, not a curated record. The transcript has 3 exons. NCBI's taxonomy places the organism in Eukaryota, Viridiplantae, Streptophyta, Magnoliopsida, Caryophyllales, Amaranthaceae. Bases 1 to 1266 code for a protein of 421 amino acids.